CAAGAAACUGGAGUCUACAAGAAACGCAAGCAAAUUUUGAUUUUGAUUCGUAUUUCAUGUUUGGCACUUGUUUAACGUUGUAAACACAGGUUGUAAAUCGAUGGUAAAUUGCUUUAAACUGCUUUAAAUUAGAAAAGAGAAUUUUGUUAUCCAGGUAAAUUGUACUGAUCUUUUUCUAUUAGAAACAAUAAUGGAUAACAAAGACGAAGUAAUAGAUUUAAAAAAGUAAAUACUGUGAAAUCUAAUGUUACAGCCCAACAGAUACUGCCUUUCUUGCGCUGGGGGUUAUACAGCCAUAUCAUAUCGUCAUGUUGAAAUCCCAUAGAGAAAACGAAUCAAUAAGUUUGGAACAUGUUAAACAAGAAAAUAUGAAUGGAUCAUCAGAUAACAAGUAUGAACUUCCAACAGAUACUGCUUUUAAUAAUGAAUCAAUAAGUGUGGAACAUGUUAAACAAGAAAAUAUUUCAGAAGAAAAUAUAAAUGGAUCAUCGGAUAACAAGUUUGAACUUCCAACCGAUACUGCUUUUAAUAAUGAAUCAAUAAGUGUGGAACAUGUUAAACAAGAAAAUAUUUCAGAAGAAAAUAUAAAUGGAUCAUCGGAUAACAAGUUUGAACUCCCAACAGAUACUGCUUUUAAUAAUGAAUCAAUAAGUGUGGAACAUGUUAAACAAGAAAAUAUUUCAGAAGAAAAUAUAAAAUCAUCGGAUAACAAGUUUGAACUCCCAACAGAUACUGCUUUUAAUAAUGAAUCAAUAAGUGUGGAACAUGUUAAACAAGAAAAUAUUUCAGAAGAAAAUAUAAAUGGAUCAUCGGAUAACAAGAUUGAACUAUCGCAAAAAGCUGAGAAAAAAGUCUGGAGAUGUGACAUGUGUGGCUAUCAAUCGCUAAAAAGGUCAAAUUUAUAUCAACACAAGAAAAUUCAUUUGGCACCUGAAAAACGAAAGAUAUUUGCUUGUAUAGACUGUGACAAGAAAUAUACAACAAAACAAAUGUUACAAUGUCACCUUGAGGAUUAUCAUACUGAUCCCAGGUCAAAGGAUGGACGGAAAAAUAUCCAUAAAUGUUCCAUUUGUGGCUACCAAACACGAAAUAUAUCAUAUUUUAAAACACACAAGCAAAUUCACUUGGCACCGGAAGAACGGACGUUAUUUGCUUGUAUACAUUGUGACAAGAAAUAUAAAACAAAACCAGCCUUAAAAUUACACAUUACGGCGAAUCAUAUUGAUUCCAGGUCAAAGGAUGAGCAGAAAAAUAUUCAUAAAUGUUCCAUUUGUUCCUACCAAACCCGAAAUAUAACAUGUUUGAAACAACACAAGCGAGUUCACUUGGCACUGGAAGAACGAAAGUUAUUUGAUUGUGUAAUGUGCGACAAAAAAUAUACAACAAAACAAAUGUUACAACGUCACUUUAAUCAUAAUCAUAUUGAUUCCGGAAAACCGACAAAACCAAAGUUAUUUGCUUGUAUACGCUGUGACAAGAAAUAUGCAUUAAAACAAAGCUUACAACGUCACCUUAAGUACAAUCAUAUUGAUUCCAGAUCAAAGGAUGGACAGAAAAAUAUCCAUAAAUGUUCCAUUUGUGGCUACCAAACACAAAAUAUAUCAUAUUUUAAUCAACACAAGAAAGUUCACUUGGCACGGGAAGAACGACAGUGGUUUCCUUGUGCGCAAUGUCACAAAAAAUAUACGUCAAAUCAGAGUUUACAAGAUCACAUCGAGGGUAGUCAUAUUGAUUCCAGAAAUGCCGAUUGUAUAUCUCCAACUGAUGAAGUCAUGUUAGAUUCUAUAAAAAUUGAAAUUGAUGAUGACGCCCUGCCUAUGGAUGACUUGAAAAAUGCUGAAUGUCUAUCUGCAACUAGCGAAAUAAAAUCAGAACAUUUUUUUAAAAUAGACCCUGAUGAUGUCGCCCCGGUUCUGAAUAAUGACAUGCACGUUGACUUAAAUGCUGAAUGUCUAUCUGCAACUAACGAAGUAAAAUCGGAACAUUUUUUUAAAACAGAGCCUGAUGAUGUCACCCCGUUUCUGAAUAAUGACAUGCACGAUGACUUUAAAAAUACGGAAUAUUUGUGUGUAAAUAAGGAAAUGAAAUUAGACGAUUUUAUAAAAAUGGAACCGGACGAUGACGUUGCCUUUUUGGAUGAAGAGUCGCGUUUUUAGGCGAAGAAAAUAUUCAUAACAAAAAAACCGUUUUUUAAUUGUUUAAUUUUAAUAUGUAAACCUAACUUUUAUAUGUUCAAGUUUUAUACAGACCGGACCACCGUAGUAGUAACAUAGGCAGAACUCGGACGAAUUAGUGUGUACCCGUCCGCCGGAUAAA
Molecule: messenger RNA, 2316 nt
Organism: Sitophilus oryzae (rice weevil)
Lineage: Eukaryota; Metazoa; Arthropoda; Insecta; Coleoptera; Curculionidae
Product: zinc finger protein 62 homolog
Exons: 16
Coding region: 309-2156 (615 amino acids)
Biological process (GO): regulation of transcription by RNA polymerase II
Cellular component (GO): nucleus
Molecular function (GO): DNA-binding transcription factor activity; RNA polymerase II cis-regulatory region sequence-specific DNA binding
Source: RefSeq, a predicted model, not a curated record